Messenger RNA from Peronospora belbahrii, 1059 nucleotides. The record is from the annotation of a GenBank genome assembly. Lineage: Eukaryota; Oomycota; Peronosporomycetes; Peronosporales; Peronosporaceae.
AUGUCCACAGACCAGACCGACGUUGUGCUGUCUUGGACCGAACAAGUUCAUCUAAAGACAUUCUUUCCACCCAUUCAUUCCAUUCAAAACGAUCAACCCUCUCGUUCUCGUGGUCUUAGUAGUGUCAGUGACGUGGUAGCUCGAUCGAUUCGACGUCGAGGCGUUUCGAUAGCACGUUCUCAAUCUGGAAUCACGACCAUGUCAAUUCAUCGAAAGCGUAAAGUAACUUUUAAAAACAUGUAUACACCUGAUGUCGUUCCACCACCAAAGGUCGAGAGUUAUGAUGAAUUGGUGUUUAAUGUGGCUGGUUUAUUUCAUACAACGUCUUUCUUACAUGAUCCAGAAGAUUGGGGUGAUGAAGACCCGAUUGAAAAAAGUCUGGCAUCAUCGGAUGAAGACUUUUGUGAUCCAGAACCACCAUUGGAACGAUCAAUUCCACUCAUGAUUGCUGAAUUUCUUUAUCGAUCGGCCAUAUUCUUAGGAUAUCCACAAGGGGAUACACCAUGGUUACCAGGAUUUCGACAAGACAAGAAAUUUUCAAGUAAUGACGUGAAGCGUUGGCGACGUCUUGCACAUUUUGACUGGGAAGCAGAAGAGAAGGAAUUCUUGAAACAUCAUCCACCAAGAUUAGCACGUACUGAUUCAGUAGAGUCAAAUGGUCAUACGUCCGUCAUGUCGACGAUUGGCACAAGCUUUCGAUUGCAAAAUCAACAGGACAGUGUUGAUUCAGACUCGAGUAGUCGGAGUCAAGACAGUCAAGUGUCGGGAAAGAUGAAGUUUCGAAGCGCUGUGACGGGCUGGGUUCGCAAACACCAGCGGCAGCACACUCAGGAGCAGGAUAGCACUAAUGAUGCAGCAAAACACGAGCUUGAAUCCAAUAAUGCUGAUGAGACGAAGAGACAUGGCAAACACAAACCCGUGUCGUGGCUUAAUCCACCGCCGAUCUCGUCGUCUCGAAGUUUGCGACUGCUUGUGGACAUUAUCAAUUCGUGCAUAUAUUGUGGUCAAUUCCAGUUUCGGAAGCGCGAUAUUGUUCGUCUUUGCAAUGUCAAGAUUUAA